GUCAUAAUAAAAUGCCGCGCUUUCAUCAUGGUCCUGACGGCAAGCGUUCCAUCCUGGAGCGCUUCGCUGCCUCGGGUGGUACACUUUACACGGCCAGAUCAGCCGAAGAAGGCGGGUGUGGGACCGUUUCCAGUGCUGAUUUGGGAAGUCGCACUGCGAAGUUGGCAGCGCUUUUUUCUUCGCAGCAGAGGCUUUCGUUUGCGCGUGUGGCACGACCACAACCUCACAGAAUGCAUGCAGCAGGAGUUUCCAGAGUAUCUCCCAGCAUUCAGGGCACUCCCGGGUGGCAUCGAACGCUCAGACAUUGGCCGCUACUGCGUCAUGCACCAACAAGGUGGAAUCUAUGCAGACUUAGACUAUGAGGUCCGUGCCUUCUUCUACACUGAGCUUCUUGCAAGCAAUUAGGCUCCCAGCCCACUUGGUCAGCCUUGUGGAGUGUAGAUCAAAGGAUAAAGGACUUCUCGUGGAGAACUCUCUCAUGGCCUCACCGCCUGGGCAUCCUUUUUGGAGG
Durusdinium trenchii is the source of this 511-nucleotide messenger RNA. Lineage: Eukaryota; Dinophyceae; Suessiales; Symbiodiniaceae. The record is from the annotation of a GenBank genome assembly.